Messenger RNA from Acipenser ruthenus (sterlet), 1221 nucleotides. Its product is annotated as platelet glycoprotein IX-like. The record is from RefSeq and is a predicted model, not a curated record. Bases 182 to 922 code for a protein of 246 amino acids. The transcript has 2 exons. NCBI's taxonomy places the organism in Eukaryota, Metazoa, Chordata, Actinopteri, Acipenseriformes, Acipenseridae.
CAGCAAGCCGUCACACCAAAGCCAUCACAUAGGCAGCUUGCAAGAUGUUUUUUUUCAAAUGUCUGUGGAGGAGCUAACCGCAGAGGUCUCUAGCAGUUUAAAUAAGGACAGGCUGGCAGGCAUAGUAUCGCCGUCAGUGAUGCAGGGAUUCAAAACAGUUCAGACAGCUUGAAACAAAAGCAUGUUGGCUUGCCCAGGUUUAGCCCUGCUCCUUUUCCUCAGUCCUUCCAACGCACAGCCAUGUCCUGUCGUUUGCAAGUGCACCUCUUUCGGCUCUUAUGGAUAUGAAGUGAACUGUAGCUCCACGGGUCUUACUGUGGUGCCAAUGCUACCUCCUCAUACCACCGAACUUUACCUGCAAAAUAACCUGCUCACAACAGUGCCUCACGGGAGACUGGACAAGCUUCAGCACCUCAACAAUGUCAACAUGUCCAACAACACCUGGGACUGCGGGUGCGACAUCAUCUACCUAAAGACCUGGUUAGAGGACCAGGAAGCCAUCUCUCUUGCAGACGUCAAGUGCUUCACCCCAGCUUCCCUUGCAGGGAAACCCCUGUCCCAAAUCACAGGCCACGACUUAGCCCAAUGCACUCAAAUCACGAAAUGCCCUGACUUUGUUUACAACGAUAUACUUCUAUUGCUUUCACUUUGCAUUCUCAUUAUCCUUCUCGCAUGGAGCCUUAAAACUACAAGGACAACCACUUUUAUCUAUGACUUCAAUGCUAGGCAUGCAGACAUGGAACUUCAGUCAUUAAAAUCCACGAAGCCCAAGCACAGGUGGAAGAGAUCUGAUGCCCUUUCCAAGGAAUUAUUGGAGGAGGAUGAAACGGAGACACCUUUAACAACGGAUAACAUGGAAAUCCUGAAUCCAAUAUUGCACAUCUUGCAAACCAAGCACAACAUAAAACUUAAAGCUACAUGACAUGAAAUGAGCAAGACAAAUUAAAAUGUAUUAUUUUGGAAGGUCAAAAAAGCCGAAUUAAAAGAUUUUUAUGAACUAAUCAAUCAGUGAAGGAAGACACUGAGGAAUGCUGUUGCCAUGCAGUGCUUGCUCCCAGGUAUUUAAUGUUUUGAUUUGUCCAUUGGAACACCCAGUUAGAACUGUAAAUCUUACAUGUUUUUCUUUUGCCCCUCCCCCCUCAAACUUUCGAAAUGUUGUCCGUGUUGAAUUCUGUAUGUGGUAGUUCAUGCAUUUCUGAUGAAAUAAACAUUAAUCCUUCA